CCGGAAAUAGCAGACAGCUGAAGCAAAUCGUUAUUCUUUGAGCUGCUAGCGUGGUAGCUACCAGGUGGACGACGUUUCCCCUUAUCUUGCACUUCGAGAAUCAAGAACCUGACCUCCGCUGGAGGACUGACCUUGGCCACCCGCCAGGCUGGGCCUCCUUCCUGACUGACACCUUCAGAGCUUUUUCUGCUGGUAUCAUAACAUGGGGAACCUGCUAAAAGUCCUGACUUGCACAGAUCUGGAACAGGAGCCCAACUUUUUCCUCGAUUUUGAAAAUGCCCAGCCCACUGACGGAGAGCGAGAGGUGUGGGAGCAGGUGGACCUUGUGUUGAAGGAUGCACGGAGUAUCUUGGACGAGCUUCAAGCUUACAAGGGAGCGGGUCAAGAGAUCAGAGAGGCCAUCCAGAACCCCAACGAUGAAGCGCUGCAGGAGGCGUCGUGGGCAGCCGUGGUACCCCUAGUGGGGAAACUCAAAAAGUUCUACGAGUUCUCCUUGAGAUUAGAGGCGGCGCUGCACAGCCUGCUGGGAGCCCUGACCAACGAGACGUACGACGACCCCACACAGCAUCUAGAGCGUGAGCAGGCGCUGGCUAAGCAGUUUGCGGAGAUCCUGCACUUCACGCUGCGCUUUGACGAGCUCAAAAUGACUAACCCUGCCAUACAGAAUGACUUCAGCUACUACAGGAGAACGCUGAGCCGCAUGCGCAUCAACAACACUCAGGCAGAGGGGGAGAAUGAAGUCAACAAUGAGCUGGCCAAUAGGAUAUCUCUGUUCUACGCCGAUGCCACGCCCAUGUUGAAAACGUUAAGCGAUGGCACGACUAAGUUUGUCUCGGAGAACAAAAACCUGCCUAUUGAAAACACCACAGACUGCCUGAGCACAAUGGCAAGUGUGUGCAAAGUCAUGUUGGAGACGCCGGAGUACCGAAGCCGCUUCACCAGCGAGGAGACCGUCUCGUUCUGCCUGCGCGUUAUGGUGGGGGUCAUCAUCCUGUACGACUACGUCCAUCCGGUGGGAGCCUUCUCCAAAUCCUCCAAAAUCGACAUGAAAGGGUGCAUCAAGGUCCUCCGAGAUCAACCACCCAACAGCGUAGAAGGCCUUUUAAACGCUCUCAGGUACACAACCAAGCAUUUGAAUGACGAAUCGACCAACAAGACCAUCAAAAGCAUGCUUCAGCAACAGUAGGACUGAAACCCCCAAUACAACCGCCCGCCUCACGCCAAGUUCGGGAGACGACUUUGGUGGAAUCUCUCCCCAACAACAUUGUUGCACAGAAUAGUUUUUUUUUCUUCUUGUUUUGGGUCUUUUAAAAUGGAGAAAGAGCUGCAGCUUUCCCCCUCUUUUUAUGAAAUGCUACUGCCAUUGUCUUUUUUUUUUUCUGUGCCAAAAAAAUUUUGCUGAGAUUGAAAUGUUUUCAGUAAAGGCCAUACAACAAGUUGGCAGCUACAAAAGCAUUUGUGGGUUCUCUCUUUUUAUUACGGUUUCAACGGGGGCGCUCCUUGAACCCAAUUGUAUUUGUUAGCGUUGGUUAAUAUUAUCCAGUUUCUACUUUGGAAAAUUAAAGUGCAAAUUCCCCUGAGGUGUAGGAAGGUGAAUCUUGGCACUGGUCUACACCGUCCAAUGCAAUGCCAUGGUGGCGCUAUAACAGGCGAUAUGCUGCCAGGUUUUCAAAAGCUCACAACCCUCAUCCCGUAUGUAAAGUUUUAACAUUCGGUUCCUAGAUUCACUUCAACACAAAAAACUAAUUUACCUGUAGUACCCUUAAAUUCUGACCUAAAGGAUUUUCCACCAUUUUGAAAAACAUCUAAAUCCCCGGAAUGCCUGAUCUGCCCGUAACUUAGCUUGUAACAACUGUAGAGAAGGUUCUAACAACACCAUAUUUUCCAGACUACAUCAAAAAACCUGGCCCUUACUGACCAAUGAAUUUUCAUGUGGGCAUGGCCUUUCUGUAUUUAAAGAAUUUUAUUCAAAUAUUUUGAGAUACUGGAUUUUUGAUUGUAAGCCAUAAUCAUCAAGAUUUCAAGAUUGAAACAAAAAAAAUUUCACUUUGUGUAAUAAAUCUAGAAUAUGUGAAGCUUUCACUUUUUGAUUUGAAUUACGGGAAAAACGUUUCCAUUAUAUAAAAAUUUUUGAGAUGCACUUGUAUAAGCUAGCUAAACUCUAAAGUGUGGUUUUGUUUGCCCUAGAGUUGACGCUGUGAUAUGGGAAAAACCUUGCAAGCUCUGGCUGGUGGCAACCAUAUUUUUUUUUUUUUAGCUAGA
Messenger RNA from Esox lucius (northern pike), 2262 nucleotides. It is a transcript of the gene cyribb, whose product is annotated as family with sequence similarity 49 member Bb. Lineage: Eukaryota; Metazoa; Chordata; Actinopteri; Esociformes; Esocidae. The transcript is spliced from 12 exons. Gene Ontology annotation, biological process: regulation of actin filament polymerization; positive regulation of T cell activation. Gene Ontology annotation, molecular function: small GTPase binding. The record is from RefSeq and is a predicted model, not a curated record. Bases 203 to 1186 code for a protein of 327 amino acids.